AAAAAAUGGGAGGAAAUGCAGGAUGUCAACAGGAUGUGAAGGUAACGUUCCGUUUCCACUGUCAUCAAACUUCGCCACAAACUCGGGCCUUUCCUUGUGCACCUUUAGCGUCAGGACAAGACAUUCACCGCCCAAACAGAAAAGCAUAGCAGUCAGUGCCUAGCAAGACAUUUCGUUUUAUUCAAAGUCAAAAGGUCUCACACGUUCUAUCUUUAUUGGCUAGAAGAAUAACAUGUCCACGUGACGGAUGUGAAGCAUUAUUCAGGAACUUUUGUAGUUUCAGUACUCGUACCUUUGUGAGCGAGACCUUAGCGUUUGAUAAGGCUACGAUAAGGCCCAAACGUCGGCCGAAGCCUCGCUCCCUUGGCGGGUAGCCACACGACAUCCUACAAUAAUUGGCGCCAUAGUUUGAGAUAUACAUAAACGCCUUGUGAUAUGUUGACGAAGCAUAUCCUAUUAUCUGUCGUUGAAUCUGAUAACGAUAAGGAGAUAGCCGUCGAAAGGCUUCCAAGAGACGAGCAGAGGCCGUGCUUGUAGUGGCGGCGUCUAAACCCCUCGGAUUACACCAGAAUCGCCUGAAUCUCAAACCAACUAGGGGUCUAUGGGGAUUCAUUUAUGUAAUCCAGUUAUUUAGGUUUGGUUGAACAUUGCGAGGGAGCCGAACUCAUUAAAGCCGACCACGAACUAUACUUGAAUAUUGUUACCCAGCGCCACUGAGACUUUCCGUGGAACACCACAUACCACAAACUUCUCGAAAGAAACACGAAAAUAGCUAAGACGAGCUCCCUGGGUCCCAAUGACUAGCGAGGCGGAGCUGCGAGCCCGCUAUCAGACCAGCAGGUUUAGGGAAGCUGGACUACAGGUGUCACCGACACAGGCCGACGAAGGCUCGGCCGAUCCGCCCCAAGCACCGAUUAUCGAUAUUGCCGAACCAAAUAUCUCGGAAGAGGAGGAGCCGAGGGGCCUGAUGCCGAAUGAGGAAGAUCCAGCGGCUGCCAAUAUAGAUACUGAGCCUAUAGGGGGGGACGAGGAAGAUCCAGCGAUUGCCAGUGCAGAUACCGAACAUAUAAGGGUGGAUAUUGAACCUGCCAGUAUAACGGAUACACAAAACGAUGAUGGCUCCGCCCUGCAAAGGCCAAACCUCGCAGAUGAAAGCUUGGGUAUCCAAACCGAUCCAACACCCCCAGCAAGCCAGCCAUCGACUUCGAACGUGCCAUCAUCAACACCGUCGUUAAGCAACCAAGAGGAAAUACAGGCCCAAACGGUGACCGAUGAUGACCCAGGAGAUGAUGACCCAGGAGCUGGCGUACCAAGUAGUCAUGAGUCUCCCGUGGAAUCCGAUAUUUUAACACUACCCCUGAAUCAGAGUGGCGACAUUCCUCCACAAUCGCCCAUAUCCGCCGAACCGGAGACCCUAGAGACAGAAGACAUAGGGGGUCCGGCUCCUGCUGAAAAUAUUGAUAAUGGCCAGUUAGAUGGAACAGUUUGCUCCACCAGGUACCUUCGAGAUGUGCAAAGAAGCGAAUCCGAUGUGGAGCAAGAACGCCCGUUAACAAGUCAGAGAGAUGAGCACGAGGUUGUAGCGAGUACAGAAGACACGGGUGGCGAUGAAGCUACACUCAAUACUACUGGCCCCCCACGAUGGCAGCCUGAUGCAGAGGUGACAUACUGCCCUAUUUGUCAAACACAGUUCAGUUUUUUUGUCAGAAAGCACCAUUGUAGGAAAUGCGGAAGAGUUGUUUGUGCUAGUUGUUCACCUCAUCGCAUAACGAUCCCGUACCAAUUUAUAGUCCAGCCGCCUGUAUCUGGACCGGCAACAGCACUUCCUAUAGCGCCACUGGCGGGUCGUGAUACAGAUAACCUCCCACAGUUUGGGGGCACGAAAGUCCGGUUAUGCAACCCCUGUGUCCCGGAUCCAAACACAUUGCCACCACAGCCUCAGCGUACUGCGGCUGAUGAACGCUGGAGAGAUGCACCACCGACAUACUACCUGAGUUCCAACAGCCGUCCGUAUUCAUUUGGUGAACAGGACAUGGAAAAUCUAGAACGCCAAGCCAGUGCAGCUUCUGUGAGAUCCCGUGCCGUCAGCUCAACAGGCGCUACCCACCGUCACCAGCGCCAGCUAUCACAAAGUCCCUACCCACCAAGAUCUAGCAGCCAGACUUCGUACGUCGGCGGUUCUUCCUACACCGGGCCCCACCACUUGAACCAAGGGCCCUCGUCAUACCAACGUCGCUAUCCAAACCGAAAUCUCCCCGGCCCCCGCCAUCAGAGCCACCAAAGCCUCUCAAUGUCUUCCACCGGUUCUCCCAGCAACGCCCAACCACACUACCGCUCCCUACUCGACCCAUUCUCCUCCCAGCAGCCCCAGCCCUCAAACUCCGGAGUCGACACAUCCCGACCUCUGCCUCCAAUCCCCCGCAUCCGCGAAGAAGACGAAUGCCCCGUCUGCCACCGCGAACUCCCUUCCCGCACCCUACCUGACUUCGAGUCUUUGCGCUCAAACCACGUCACCGAGUGCAUCGAGGAGCAAAUUGCGAUCCACAGCGGCCGUCCUCGCCAGCAGUCCCCCGCGACCGUUCCAGCGAGACAUGAACGCCCAUCAGCUACGACUAUGAUUUCAAGCAUAUCUACCCCAGAAUUCCGCUCGAACUCACCCAACUCAGCUACCUCAUCCGCGUCGUCUCAGGGCGAUCUCAACCUCGCCCAAGCCAUCAACUUGCAGCCGCCUGCUCCUGACAUCUCAUCUUUCCCCAACACUCCCGAAGGCCGAACGGCAUUCCGCGAAGCGCAACACGCCGCCGUGGUCCUCGGACACACGCGCUCGACAUCUCACUCGCCCCUCGCCCACCCAUCUUCCUCCUUCUCACCCGAGCCGCGGCGGACGGGGAUGUUCCCUUAUAAAGCGACGGAGAAAGACUGUGUAGAUGACGCGGAAUGUACGAUCUGUCUCGAGGAGUUUGAAGUCGGGGAGCAGAUGGCGCGGCUGGAGUGUUUGUGUCGGUUCCAUGAGAAGUGUAUUAGGAGUUGGUGGGAGGGGAAGCCGGGGAGGUGUCCGGUGCAUGGGCAUGAUGCGUGGGGGCUGUGA
Pseudogymnoascus verrucosus is the source of this 3088-nucleotide messenger RNA. RefSeq lists its product as uncharacterized. The record is from RefSeq and is a predicted model, not a curated record. Bases 797 to 3088 code for a protein of 763 amino acids. NCBI's taxonomy places the organism in Eukaryota, Fungi, Ascomycota, Leotiomycetes, Thelebolales, Thelebolaceae. Gene Ontology annotation, molecular function: metal ion binding. The transcript is spliced from 4 exons.